AUGAACAAAAAACAAGAAAAAAAGAGAAUCUUUAAAAAUCAAUAUGAAUUAAAAACUGAUGAAUUAUUUCAAAUACGUCAGAAAUUACAAAUUGAAAUUCGUCGACAAGGUCGAGAAAAACUUUUAGCAUCUCGCCGUAAUUAUCAAAAAGAUCCAAGCCCAUAUAACAAUGAUUUUAAAAAUGAUUUUUAUUCAAGUAUAUCAAGGGUUCCAUGGUGUGGUAAUAUCAAAAAAUUAGGAGGAAUAUGUACACCAAAUACUUCAUCGGUUACUGAUCUUGGCGAAUUAGGUUCAUAUAAUACCUCAUCAAUACCACAACAGUUUUAUGAAUUGAUUGAUGGAUUAAACUCAAAUUGCAUAGAAAUACAGCUAAUUUCACUCUCGAAAUUCAGAAAAUUGUUGAGCAGAGAAAGUAUAAUUCCAAUUCAAAAAAUAAUAGAACAUUGUGUGAUUCCAAUAUUUGUUCAAUUUUUGUCAUCAAAGAAUGUGGAUCUAAGAUAUGAAGCUGCGUGGAUUUUAUCAAAUAUUUCUGCCGGAUCAACUGAACAAAUUAAAGCCGUAAUUGAUGCUGGUGCACUUCCUAUAUUCACAGAAUUACUCAGCGAUGCGACAGAUAUGAGGCUGCAGGAUCAUAUUUUAUGGGCGCUAGGUAACAUCGCUAUUGAUAGUCCUCAGUUUCGACAGCUCGUUUUACGUGAAGGUAAUCUUGGUGCAUUAUGCCAACAUAUUCUGAAUGUUAAUGUUCAACCUUGUUCAGUAUUACGUACGAUGUCAUGGACACUUUCAUCCAUUUGUCGUGACCAUAUUACUGAUUCAGAUUGGCCACAGAUUUCUUCAACAUUUCCUGUUCUUGCCCAGCUUAUUAACUUUAAGGAUGACGAAAUUUUAUAUAAUGUUUGUUGGGCGUUAAGUUACCUUAGCGAUAAUAACCAUAUAGAAGAUGUGAUUAAUUUAGGUGUUUCACCACAUCUUGUAAAUUUGAUGGUACACGAUAAUACUGAGAUUCAAGCUGUUGCUUUGCACUGCGUUCGGAACAUUGUCUCCGGCAACGAUUCACAACGUCAAGCGAUUAUCGAUUGUGGAAUUCUUACGGUCUUGAAAUCUUUAUUGGUUAGCACAAAAUCUUCAAUCAGAAAGGAUGCAUGCUUUAUCCUUUCUCAUAUAGCAGCCGGUAAUAUUGAUCAAAUUGAACAUAUUAUUCAUGUUGGUUUGAUCUCAUUAGCGAUAAAUCUCAUGGCAAAUUCUGAUUUUCAAACACAAAGAGAGACUUGUUACGUUGUAUAUAAUGCAAUAAGAAGGUGCUAUAACAGGCCAGAAUUAACAAUAUGCAUUGUGCGACAAGGAUGUAUUCAACCAUUAGUCAAUAUGCUUAAUUAUAUGGACAAUGAUAUCAUUUGUGUAGUAUUAAGAACUAUCGGUGCCAUCCUCCGGCUUGGAGAAACGCUCGCGGAGGAGAAUAAUUGUAAAAAUCAAUGUACUUUGUUAAUUGAAGAAACAGGUGGAAUAGAAAGAAUAAACGAAUUACAAAAUCACGAGAAUGAUGAAAUUCGUUUACUUGCUUAUAACAUUAUUGAUAAAUAUUUUGCAGAGGAAGAUGAAGGGUAUGAAUCUGAACUUAAUCAAAGUUUUGAUUUAAGUGAACAAAACAGGUUUUUUAAUAAGCAAUUUAAUUAUCAAAGUAACUAUAGUAUCGAUAGUAUUGAAAUAAUUGGUGUCAAAAUUUAA
Molecule: messenger RNA, 1725 nt
Organism: Racocetra fulgida
Lineage: Eukaryota; Fungi; Glomeromycota; Glomeromycetes; Diversisporales; Gigasporaceae
Source: the annotation of a GenBank genome assembly